Molecule: messenger RNA, 1471 nt
Organism: Bactrocera neohumeralis
Lineage: Eukaryota; Metazoa; Arthropoda; Insecta; Diptera; Tephritidae
Product: centrosomal protein of 55 kDa
Exons: 10
Coding region: 100-1401 (433 amino acids)
Source: RefSeq, a predicted model, not a curated record
AUGAAAUUAGAGCGCACCGCGUAGUAUGCGUAAUUGUAAAUUGCUAGCCACCAAUUCAGGAGUAAAUAAAAGAAAUGUGCAAUAUAACAUUGUUCAAAUAUGCCGGAAAAAGAAAACAAAACCGCAUCAUCGGACCAUUACGUGCAAUUAAAUGAAAUCAAGAAAACCUGUGAAAAUCUAAUCAGUCAAACCCAGACUGACUUGGAACUUUUUACGCAUGAACAGCUCCAUUUAAGGAAUCAAAUAGAGGAUAUAUUAGCCGAAAAUAAAACAAUAGAUAAGAAGCUGGAAGCUCUUAAAACAACAACUGUCCAGAUUACCGGAGAAUCCAGGGAUGAUGCCACGAGGGAAAAGUUUACAAAUGAUGCAUUACUGAAUAUUAAAAAGCAAAUAGACUCUCUGGAAGCGGAAAACAAUGAAUUGAGGUCUCUAAAUAAGAGCUCACGGAAAAGGAUACAAAUUCUCGAAAGUGAAAUUCAAAAUUAUAGAAAUUAUUUAUGUGAAUCGAAAACCGUUUGUGAGAUAAAGCAAAAGUAUGAAACUGCUAUGUUAGUUCUGGAAAAUACCAUUCAAACACAAAAGACGCAAAUUACAAAGCAAGCACAAGUCAUCGAAAAUCUAUUCAAGCAAAAGGAUCAGUUAAAUAAACAUAUUAAAAACCUUGAACAAGAAAAAGAAAGUUCAAACAGUGCAACUACAACGGCUACAAUCGAAAAACUUAAAGCCAAACUUAAUGAGUCAACACGUCAAACGAAGGAGCUUCAAUUAUCUCUAAAAAUGGCUAAAAGCGUAAUCGAAGAACGUUAUGAGCGUGAAAAAUGUGCCCUCCAAAAGGUACAAGAAGCGUUAUCAAUAGCUGAAGCAGCGGUGGUGGACAAGGAAGAUGCACAGAAGCGAGAGCAAGUUGUUAAAGAGGAAUGCGAUAAUUUGGCAUCUACGAUCGGACAAGUCAUGGACGAAGCAGCAAAAAAAGUAGACCAGGACAUGGAUGAAAUGCGUAGAAAGUUUAGUGAAAAAGAGCGUAGCCUUUUGGAAUUUCAGUUGCAUAUGAAGGAAGAAAUAAAGAACCAAAAGAAGUUAAACCAAAUACUGGAGACACGUUGUAACAGAUUUCAACAAAAGUACAAAGACAGUAUGAAGGAAGUUGAAAAUUUAACACAACAGUUGGAAAGUGCAGUUAAAGCGUUGGUUGAAAUGGAGAAUAAGAUAAGCAAACAAGAAAAUCUACAAAAAAUAUUAAUGAAGCGUGCCGAAGAAAAGGAAAAUGUAAUUCAGAAUUAUAUUAAAACGAAUACGAGAUUGAAAGAGGAAUACAAAAAUACGCUCUCGGACAUAACAAAAAAAUUUGAAAUGCAAAUUUAUUAUCUACAAAAUGAAAAUGCUAAACUCAGGGCUAAAUAACAUUUAAAUUCAAAGGAUAAAUAAUAUUUAUUGCAAGUUAUGAAUAAAACGUAUACAAAUUUAUAUUUAA